GUAAGUUAUUCGUUUGAUGGCAAUCUUUUCUCUAUACUACUUUUCCUUUUAUUUUUCAGAAUUCUUCAAAAAUUCUAAACCAUUGAGUUAACGAAAAAAUCUAAACAAUCUUUGUUUACCCCCUCAUUUCUCUAUUGUCAUUUUGCUAUCAUCACACCUCUUUCAAGAACAUUUUCUUUGUUUUUUUCCUUAAUUUCUUCAUCUAGUGAAACCCUUUUUCUUUUGUUAUCAGGGAUCUUGCAUAUCUUUUAAGAUGGUGUUGCAAUAGUUUCUUCUCUUUUCGAUUUUUUAUCUUCUAUAUAUUUCUUCACAUAUUCAUACAAAAUUUCGGAUACAAGAACAUGCAUGAUCAUGAAACUUUCAAGAUGAACAUUAUUUUCUCAAGAAAACUAUGGAUUCUUGAGCUAAAUAUAUGAUUCUCUUAUUCAUUUUUCAUUAUCCCUUAAAUUUUGAAGAGUUUUAUGGUCACAAAUUUUUGUAAAUAUAAAGAUCAUUUUUGUAGAUUUUAAAACUGGUUUAUUAGGCUAGGAAAUUUGGAUAUUUUUAAUAUAUGCACGUUGUUUUUUCGUUCCUUUCAUCGGUCAUUCGUUUUGUACAAAUAAAACAAAACUAGGAUACAAGAAUUUGGUUUCCACAAAGAGAAGAGAUAUAUGCAACUUGGAAUGUCAAGUACCAAGAUGAAAAGUCUCUUGAAAGGCCUCCGAUACAUAUCUCAAGUUUUUGCAAUAGAAGGUGAAAAGGAAGAAGAGAUGCAAAUAGGAAAUCCAACGGACGUAAAGCAUGUUGCCCACAUUGGUUGGGAUGGACCGUCUGAUAAUGCCACUGCACCUAGCUGGAUGAACGAUUUCAAGAGUUCUCCUGUAAUGGAAUCAAUUCAAGGAUUAGGAGAAGACGAUUCCUCAGUGAAAUGUCAAUCAGAGUUUGGUGGUCGGACUAGAGAUUUACCAAAACUACCAAAAUCCACGAGAAAAUCAUCGUCUGAGAAAGGUUCUCCGACCAAAGAAAGAUCAGACAAGACCAAACGUCGGACUUCAAACAAAGGCACAUCAUCGUCUAGGAGAACCAAAGACGAAGAUUCUACCUCAUCGUCUAGGAGAACAACUAAAGAUGAAGAUUCUUCUUUGUCUCAACAUAGUGCUGGAUUACCAGAGGUUCCAAAGAAGUCAAAGAGAAAGAAAUCUAAAGAAGCUGGUAAUGGAGGGUCUUCGAGAUCAUCACGAAUAUCAGAAGCUGAUUAUAUGUCUGAUACUGGUUCCGAUAGAUCUAUGCCUCAAUUUGAAGACGACAGAAAUGGGUUUUGAUUUUCAUUUUCGUUAAAGAAAACAAGAGACUUUAAAGUUUUGUAAUAGUAAAGAAAUGUUGUAGAAACUUUUGAACAUAGUCUGAAGUAAUUUCAUUACCAG
This is a messenger RNA of Arabidopsis thaliana (thale cress), 1403 nucleotides long. RefSeq names its product PAK-box/P21-Rho-binding family protein (gene RIC7). NCBI's taxonomy places the organism in Eukaryota, Viridiplantae, Streptophyta, Magnoliopsida, Brassicales, Brassicaceae. The coding region runs from base 651 to 1301 and encodes 216 amino acids. The transcript is spliced from 3 exons. Gene Ontology annotation, cellular component: plasma membrane; cytoplasm; nucleus. The record is from RefSeq and is marked reviewed.